This is a messenger RNA of Silurus meridionalis, 2653 nucleotides long. It is a transcript of the gene limk1b, whose product is annotated as LIM domain kinase 1b. The record is from RefSeq and is a predicted model, not a curated record. Gene Ontology annotation, biological process: positive regulation of stress fiber assembly; actin cytoskeleton organization; protein phosphorylation. The transcript is spliced from 15 exons. Gene Ontology annotation, molecular function: protein binding; ATP binding; protein serine/threonine kinase activity. Bases 376 to 2238 code for a protein of 620 amino acids. Gene Ontology annotation, cellular component: neuron projection; cytoplasm; nucleus. Lineage: Eukaryota; Metazoa; Chordata; Actinopteri; Siluriformes; Siluridae.
UCUGUGUAAGAUCAGCUAUCAGGUUGGAGUGAAACUUUAUCUUCCUCUUUAACUGCUGACCAGAGCGGUCUGACACGGGGGGGGGGGUUCAGCUAAAGUUAGGGACAGACACAGCGACUGGGUCAGGGCGAGCGAGUUCUCCCUGCAAUACACACAACAUCAUUACAAACAUCUGAUGUGCAGCAUUGCAAAGAAAAACAGCGAGACAGAUACUCCGUAGAAUUCUGAUGGACGUUUAGUGCAUUUACAAAGAGUAUUUCCGUACAGCUGGUGUUUCCUCUCCUCAAACCUACUCCACUUCCCCUUCAGUGUGGUGUGAAGAAGAGUGAAAAACGAAAGAGAACGCACACCAACUGGUUGAUUCUACUGAAACACAUGUCUCAACAGGACGAGCGUUACAUUAGGAAAAAAAGCUUAAGGUGCUGCGAGUGUAACUCUACACUCUCUCACUGGUACUAUGAAAGAGAUGGACAGCAUUACUGCAAGAAAGACUACUGGGUUCGCUUCGGAGAACAGUGUUGUGGCUGCUCAGAGAUCAUCACCACCGGCGUCAUUAUGGUGGCGGGAGAGCGCAAGUAUCAUUCAGAGUGUUUCAUCUGUGAUCACUGCAGCAUGUUUAUUGGAGAUGGGGAUUCCUAUAUUCUAGUGGACCAUUCCAAAUUAUACUGUGACCACUGUUAUUAUCAGCAAGCAUCAGCAAGGCAUCCAGGAGCAGGAUCUUCCAGGCGUCCACACACUGUGGCACUGGUGUCAUUUCCUCCUUCUACAGAGAGCAAGAGAGGUCUCUUGUUUUCUGUGGCUCAGUGCCCUGUCAGUGGAAACAGCCCCAUUAUCAAAGUAACCAAGUUAGAUAAGAUCAAGACCAGUCCUGAAAUUAAGGAAAUGAUUCACGUUGGAGACACUGUUCAUGAAAUUAAUGGAAUCUUGGUCCAAAACAUUCCACUCAGUGAGAUCGACUUGAUGAUCAAUGACAUUGAGCACUGCCUGAAACUCACCGUCGAACACAACCCUGAAGAUCUUUCCAGUCCGGAGCAUCAAUCAUGUCUGUUGGACGAGGAAGCAGACCAACCAGGGAAAUUAGACAUCUUCACAACUCUUACCCACAGCGUUCAUUAUCGUGCCAAACACGUAAUGCGCAGUUGCAGCAUCGAGAAAAGCCCAUGUUCCCAAAGCCAUUUGCCUCUGCUCGCUCACAGGAGAAACAUUAAUCGAUCUGAAUCUUUGCGAGUUGAUUCGAUCAACAAAACAGAGCGCAUCUUCCGUCCUUCAGACCUCAUAUACGGGGAAGUGAUUGGCAGGGGCAGCUUCGGCCAAGCCAUCAAGGUGACACAUCAGAAAACAGGCGAGGUCAUGGUGAUGAAGGAACUUCUACGUUUCGAUGAAGAGACCCAGAUGACAUUUCUCAAAGAGGUGAAAGUGAUGCGCUGUCUGGAUCACCCAAAUGUCCUGAAGUUUAUAGGAGUUCUUUACAAAGACAAGCGAGUAAACUUCAUCUCAGAGUAUGUGCAAGGAGGAACUUUGAGGGAAACCAUACAGAAAAUGGACAACAAUUAUCCAUGGAAACUAAGAGUAAGCUAUGCAAAGGACAUUUCUGCAGGAAUGGCCUAUCUGCAUUCCGUGAAUAUGAUCCAUCGAGAUCUGAACUCACACAACUGCUUUGUUAGACAGAACCAUUCUGUUGUGGUGGCAGACUUCGGGCUGGCUCGACUCCAGAGAGAGGAUAACUCUCAGACCAAGAACUCUUCUCCUGAGCAAGCAUCAAAACAGAGUAAGGCACACAGAAAAAAAAGAUAUACAGUGGUGGGGAACCCAUACUGGAUGGCACCCGAGAUGAUCCGAGGUAUUAGCUACGAUGAACGUGUCGAUGUCUUCUCGUUUGGAAUCAUUCUCUGUGAGCUUAUUGGCAGAGUGUACGCUGAUCCAGACGAUCUCCCACGCACUAUGGAAUUUGGACUAGGUGUCAAGGAAUUUCUAACGCGCUACUAUCCGGCAGAAUGUCCAUCGGCUUUCUUUCCUCUCGCUGUUUUUUGUUGUGACUUAGACGCUGGAAAAAGGCCCUCAUUCCCAAAACUAGAAGAAUGGCUUAAGAGCUUGCUAAUGCACCUCGACAUCAGACUUCCUCUCAUCUCAGAACUGGAUAAGGAACAGAAAGCAUUUUGGGAACAACACAGUAAACCUGGGCACGAAAAUGGUUUCAAGUCUGAACAAAAAGAGAAGCGAGUGUCGAGCCAGGAGUGAUGCUCUGGGGAUUAUUCCUCACUGUGGACGAGCUAAGAACAAACUGUGAAGGGACAAUUUAGUUAUGACUACGGUCAUUUCAAGAUAAUCAGGGGGUCCCUUAUGAUGGCAAUUUUUUUCUUUUUUUUUUAUUGCAGGCGAAUUGAUUAAUGAAAAGGGAGCAUGUAGCCACAGUAACACAUUUAUAAGACUAUCUGAGAAAGUACACAUUAAAACAAAUGCUGGAGGUUACCAGAAGUUCUCACAUUUUUGUCUUAUUUACUGAUUAAUUUAUAAAAAAUGUGAAUUGUAAUGUGAAUGCAAUAAUCCAGGUACAAACUGGCUAAUGUUGUACAGUACAAACUUUCUUUUUAUUUUCGCUAAUAUCUACACAUUAUUUAUUUAUAUAAACAGUGUGUAUUUAUUUCAAGUACAG